Symbiodinium necroappetens is the source of this 2229-nucleotide messenger RNA. The record is from the annotation of a GenBank genome assembly. NCBI's taxonomy places the organism in Eukaryota, Dinophyceae, Suessiales, Symbiodiniaceae.
AUGUUUUGCUUGAUUUUGUUUGAGUUGUUUUUGAUCCCGGGCCGGCUAAAUUACAUACUUCUUGAUACCGAAACGUUUUUGCUCCGAACCCCUCUGCUGUCAGGUGCCCUGUCGCUGGCAUCGUUUGAAGCAUUAAUCCGAGCUGGUCUGGCCUUCGGCAAUCCUGACGGGGAGCUCCAGGAGCUGUUCGUGCGAAUGGUCGAAUGUCACCCUGAUCUACCGGAUGGACUGUUACAUGCUUUGCUGUCGGCAGUUAUUGCAGAAUCUCCUGCAUUGCUGGAGUCCAUGCGCGUUUGGGCAAAGUCAUCUGGCAGGUCGUCGCUGGCACUGGCAGCUGCAAAAGCCAUGUCAAUGAGCGCAGCCAACGAGGACUGGGCAGCGGACACGGAGGACAACGACCUUGCGUCACCCAGAGGCUCGACGGCUGCCGGGAGUGAGUCUGCCCUCGAGGCCAACUUAUCCAAGCAAGUGUCAGAAGCUUCAUUGGCAGUGCGACCCGAAACACCACUUCAGGUUGCUCCGAGCAACGCCGACUUGGAUGCAGCUGUGGCAGAGGAUUGUGCGGACGACGCAGAGAGAAUCUUCAAAAACAUGAAGGCGAACGGAAGUGCUGAUGUUGUCUCAUACAACAUCAUGCUAAAGCUUUACAUGGGCCAAAAAGGUGAUUCCGUGCAGCUGGCGCGUGCCCUUCUUGAGGAAAUGGUUCAGUCCGGUUUGCGACCAACGACCGCGACGUACAACUCGAUCAUCAGUGGAGCACUUGCGCACGGAGACGUGGACGUGGCCUGGCGCACGAUCGACGGAAUGGAGAGAAGCGGCCCACCUCUCGACGCCUACACCGUGAGCAUCAUCCUCAAGGGAUCCAAAGGCCAGCGCGCUUUGGCACCCGCGGAGUUCGACCGCGCUCUCGACCUGAUGUCGAGGCAUGCCGUCAAGCUGGACGAGGUUCUCGUGAAUGUCGUCUUGGAGGCCUGUGUGGCUCUUCGAGAUACCAGGCGACUUCAGCGCGUGCUGGCGAUGUUGAAAAGGAAUGGCUGGGACCUGCCCAAGCGCUGUGGCAAUCCCACCUAUGCGGCUCUCAUCAAGGCCUACGGGUCAGCCGGCCAGACAGUGAAGGCAUGUGACUUGUGGGACGACAUCACCAAAGUGCAGGGACUUGAGCCAAGCGAACAUGUAUAUGCGCAAAUGAUCGACGUCCUGGUCAUGGGUGGCAACCUGAAGCAUGCUCUUCAGCUUUUUGCAGAGAUGCGAGACAUCCAUCGGGCGAGGUUCGGAUCGAAUGCCUUUGCCAUUGCCUAUGCCAUGAUCGUGCGUGGAUACGCCCAGCAAAAGGAUGCUGUGAGAGCUUUGGAGUGCUAUGAAGAGAUGAAGGCCCAGGGAGUUCCGGUGGGCCUCGUGGUCCUCAACACCUUGGUGGAUGCCUGCUGCAGAGCAGGGGACAUGACCCGAGCAGCUGAGCUGCUUCAAGAUAUGGCUACCUUCGACCUUUCCCCAGACCUCAUCACCUACAGCACGUUGAUUAAGGGCUACUGCGUCACCGGCGACUUGGAUCAUGCACUUGAGCUCUUCGGCGCCAUGCGCCGCCGAGGCAUCAAACCCGAUGCCAUCGUGUUCAACAGCUUGUUGGAUGGAUGUGCCCGGAAAGAGAUGCCCAUGCUUUGUGAGCAGGUGAUUGAGGACAUGGUUUCGGCUGGUGUUCAGCCCAGCAAUUAUUCUGCUUCCAUCCUGAUCAAGCUCUACGGCCGAAUCUCAGACUUGGAUGCAGCAUUCAAGGUGCUGGAUGAAAUGCCGCAAAAGUUUGGGUUCCAGCCCAACACUGCCGUGUACACCACACUGAUGUCCUCGUGCACAUGGAAUGGGAGGAUGGACCUGGCGAUGGGUCUCCUAGAUCGGAUGCUUCAGGCUGGGCAGCUACCAGACGAGAAGACAUAUGUGACCUUGCUGCGAGGGGCCACGAGAUUCGGGCAGAGCGAGCACAUCGUUUCAUUGCUGUGGCAGGUAGCAGAGCAAAGCCAGAGGAGCAGGAAGCUCUUGCUGGACACCGAGUUGGUGCAGAGUGCACUUCACACCAUCAUGAAGCGCCGGGCGUGGAGCCAGCGAGGUGGAGAAGACUGUUUGCAGCGCCUUCGCUGCGCUGGCUUCAAUGUGGUUCGGCCUUCGGAGGCCAAAGGGUGCUCCUACAACCGUGUUGGUCAAGCUGGACGGCGAGGUGCAGUGGCCUCUGCUUGA